GAGCAUUGCGGCCGAGCUGCUUUCUAGAGGCUGCGUCGGCCAAUCAGGGUAGGCGAUACCCGGAUGUGAGGUCAGGGGCUGGACGGGAAGCUGUGUGAAGGAGCUAUGGAGACGGCGGGAGAAAGAGAGAGGGUCCAGCCGGUAAGGGAGCCGGAGACAGACGCUUCUCAUGAGAGGGAUGGCUUGGCGGUGUCUGCCAGUACCAAGCAGGAUGAUUCUGAAGCAGAAGCCGCUGGGGAUAAUAAAAAUGCAACACAAGUGAAUGUGACCCUCAAUGAGGAUGACAAGGUAGAGGCUGAGAAGGAGAGUGUCACGUUUUCCCCUGUGGCGAGGGGCUUGUCAGGCCAUGCCUCCAAGUCCCUCCCCACGCCUCCUUCCUCCUCUUCCUCCCCGGUCACCAGCAGAGCCAAGAUGUCCCUUACUGGGACGGGGAAGCUCCCUCACGCUGCGCAGAGCUUGGCCAUGAGGCUACUGAGUAUAACCAGGGAAGGAGGAGACAAAGUGCAUCGCGCCAGGAAGACCAUUCCCCGGGCAGGCAAUGUGGCGGGUGAAGGUGCCUUCACUGCAGAUGGAGUGAGACGAGAGGCUGAGACAGAGAAGCGAGACAGUCCAGACUCCACUCAGAAGAGGUCCGGUUCCUCUGAAGGGAAAGAAGCUUUGGCUAAUAGAUCGAUUGAGGGCACUUCACAACCCCUCUCUCCUGCUCCUGGUUCCUCGCGUGGCCAAGGUGGGGCUGAAACCGAAGACUGGGAGCCCGAGGUCGGGACAGAAUUCAGCCUCUUCUAUGAUAGCCUGUCCCUUGAGGAGCAAGGUGACAGUGACAGCAAGGAGGAGGAAGAGGAGGAAGAAGAGGAAGGAUCUGGCAAUCAGUCUGAAAGGAGCUCAAGCAGUUUGAAGAAAAAGAAUAAGAAAAAAUGGAAGAUGGAUAAGGCCUGGCUGAAGCCAACUAGGAAGCGGAAAAGGCGAGAGAGAGAGAAGCCAGGCACAGCUGUCAGCUCUGCUGGGGGAUCGCACAGUGAAUACACAGAAGUACCUCUUGGAGCUCUGGAUCUACCCAAUGAAGGGACGCUUUCCCCCAAUCACACAGGUGUCUGUAAUGAGUCCAGCUCCAUGGACACUGAGCGGUUUGAGGAGCUACCUCUUUGCAGCUGCCGCAUGGAGGCUCCGAGCGUCGACAGAGUCUGCGAGCAGGCCAAUAAUGUUUGUAUGGCCACGGAGAGUGUGGAUGGAGAGCUGAGCGGAUGCAGCGUUGUUAUAACCAAGCGGGAGACAAUGCGGCCAUCGAGUCGAGUUCCCCUCAUGGUGCUUUGUGAGAAUCACCGUGCCAGUAUGGUAAAACAUCACUGCUGCCCAGGCUGCGGUCAUUUCUGUACCAGCGGAACGUUUCUGGAAUGCCAUCCUGAUUUCCGGAUUAACCACCGCUUCCACAAGGCUUGCGUCUCCCCCCUGAAUGGGAUUAUUUUCUGCCCUCACUGUGGAGAGGAUGCAUCAGAAGCUGAGCAAAUCACAAUAGCGAAGGCAGAUAUCCCUGUUCCAGUCCCUGCCCCGUCCAACCACGAUGGCGGAGGCCUGGGCAGGGCAGACACAACCCAGCCUAGCGCUCGGAUGCGUGGAGUGGGGGACGGAAAACGCGCAGUCUCAGAAGACUCCACGGUGAAUGGGAGCGAACAAGGUCCUUGCAUCAUUCUGCCGUCAGGGGCAUCUCUCAGUACCAUAGGGUUACCGCCGGGACCUGCCCGAGACGCCCUGCAAAAAGCUUUAACGUCCCAGGAAACAGACAGCUUAUCUCAACAGAAGAGAGACCGCAGGAAGAAGAUUCGCUAUAACUCUCGUCAGCUGUACCUGUCUGUGAAGCAAGGAGAGCUACAGAAAGUCUUACUCAUGCUCAUGGAUAAUCAGGAUGCCAACUUCCUGAACGAUCAGCAGUUAAAGAGAAGUUCUCUCCACGCUGCUGCGCAAAAGGGUAGCUUAGAGAUGGUCCACAUUUUAGUCCAGGCCGGGGCCAACUUUAAUGCCACCGACAAAGUUCUUCGAACCCCUCUCCUAGAAGCCAUUGUGAAUAACCACCUGGAUGUUGCGAAAUACCUAGUUCAGUGUGGAGCAUGCGUAUACCACCAGUUGAAAGUUGCCAAACCCCAUAACAGUCAAUUAAGUGUGGAAUCUGCUGAAAACAGAACGAUCGAGGAAGAGGAUGGAUCCACCUGCCUGCAUCACGCGGCCAAGAGCGGCAACCUGGAGAUGCUGAACUACUUGCUGUCUACGGGGCAAGUGAAUGUGAAUGCCCAGGAUAACGGUGGCUGGACCCCCAUCAUCUGGGCAGCAGAGCACCGACAUAUCGAAGUGAUCCGCAUGCUGCUGAACCGCGGAGCCGAUGUUACCCUGCAGGACAACGAGAAGAACAUUUGCCUGCACUGGGCGUCCUUCACGGGCAGCGCCGACAUCGCUGAGGUUUUGCUCAAUGCCCAGUGCGACAUCCACGCCGUCAACUUCCACGGAGACACUCCGCUGCACAUCGCGUCGCGAGAAGGCUUCAUCCAAUGUGUCAAUCUGUUCCUGUCUCGGGGGGCUGACACAGAAAUUCGGAACAACGAGGGCGACACGCCGUGUGACCUGACCCUCGAGCAGACCGAUGUCUGGUACGCCUUGCAGCUGAACCGAAAGAUCCGCCAAGGGAUCAGCAACCGAGCCGUGCGGACAGAGAGGAUAAUCAGCAGGGACAUCGCGCAUGGCUACGAACCGGUCCCCAUCCCCUGCGUUAAUGGAGUGGACGAGGAGUUAACGCCAGACGACUAUAAGUAUGUGUCAGAGAACUGUGAAACGUCGGCUAUGAGCAUCGAUCGCAACAUAACCCACCUGCAGAACUGCAGCUGUCUGGAUGAUUGCUCCUCUAGCAACUGCCUGUGCGGGCAGCUCAGCAUCCGCUGCUGGUAUGACAAGGAUGGACGCCUUCUUCAAGAAUUCAAUAAGAUCGAGCCGCCGCUCAUCUUUGAGUGCAAUCAGGCGUGUGCCUGCUGGCAGACCUGCAAAAACCGAGUGGUACAGCGUGGCAUUAAGGUCCGGCUCCAGUUGUAUCGCACGGCUAAGAUGGGUUGGGGCGUCAGAGCUCUUCAGGCCAUUCCGCAAGGAACCUUCAUCUGCGAGUACGUGGGGGAGCUGAUUUCGGAUGCAGAAGCUGAUGUGAGAGAAGACGAUUCUUAUUUAUUUGAUCUAGACAACAAGGAUGGGGAAGUGUACUGCAUCGACGCGCGUUACUACGGCAACGUCAGCCGUUUCAUUAACCAUCUCUGCGAGCCCAACCUGAUCCCCGUGCGAGUCUUCAUGUCCCAUCAGGACCUGCGCUUCCCUCGCAUCGCCUUCUUCAGCGGCAGGGAUAUCCGAGCCGGGGAGGAGCUGGGAUUUGAUUACGGCGACCGCUUCUGGGAUAUUAAGAGUAAAUACUUCACGUGCCAGUGCGGGUCGGAGAGGUGCAAACAUUCGGCUGAAGCCAUCGCCCUGGAGCAGAGCCGCCUCGCCCGCCUGGAGGUCCCUGACUCUGUGCCUGCGCCGGCACCGGCCCCUCAGCCGGUGUGACGCUCGCCCGGCCGCCUGCCUCUCGCCGUUAACCCGUCACCCGCCGGGCUCCCUGUGGCUCCGUUAGUCCCUCCGGCCAGAUGCGGCUCCGUUCUGUUAACCCUUUCUUUGUCGGAGACACAGCCAAUCCGUCGCUUUUCGUCUUUUUCCUGAGCCUGUGGAGCAUCGGUUUGUUUUACCUUCUCCCUUCCUGAUCGUCGUCUUGUAAAGCACCCUGUCCUACAACUGAAAAUAAAGUCCUUCGUUCUUUUUA
Molecule: messenger RNA, 3823 nt
Organism: Spea bombifrons (plains spadefoot toad)
Lineage: Eukaryota; Metazoa; Chordata; Amphibia; Anura; Pelobatidae
Gene: EHMT2
Product: euchromatic histone lysine methyltransferase 2
Exons: 29
Coding region: 106-3570 (1154 amino acids)
Cellular component (GO): nucleus
Molecular function (GO): zinc ion binding; protein-lysine N-methyltransferase activity; histone methyltransferase activity
Source: RefSeq, a predicted model, not a curated record